CAAACUCCCUGCUUUGCCAUACGUCCAAACAAAAACCACCUGUCGUUAUCGCAUUGCGUUGUUUCCCCCUCUGUACAUAUACACCACCGGUUGGUGCACUGAACCCCCCUACCCUCAAUCCAACAACAUGAAAGUGCGAAAAGGCAUGCAAUGGCCGGGUGUCGCCGUGGUGAUGGUUGCGCUCUUAUGUGGAGUCGCACGAGCAUCUAUGGGCGACCACUUGCCUGAGUUCAAGCAGUGUGUGCGAGUUUGUAUGGAGGCGAAUUGCGGGGAGGGGAAGGGGGUUGAUAUACCAUUCCACCGUCGCCUCCUCCUCUGGGACUGCCCUUCCGAAUGCGACUACACGUGCCAACACAUCAUUACGCAGCAGCGGCUUGCGCGCGACCCGCCUUACAUGCAGCCCGUGUACCAAUUCCACGGCAAGUGGCCGUUCUAUCGUUUCCUCGGGGUCCAGGAACCGUUUUCGGUCAUCUUUUCGUUGUUCAAUUACCUCGCACACGACUGGGGUAUGGCGCGCCUGCGCGAACGCAUCCCCGCCUCGUAUCCUCUGCGGAAAUACUACUUGAUGUUUGGCUAUGUGGGGCUGGCGAGUUGGACGUUUAGCAUGAUUUUCCAUACAAGGGACACUGGGCUCACGGAGAAGCUGGAUUAUUUUGCGGCGGGCGCGAAUGUGCUGUAUGGGCUUUACUAUGCGCCGAUUCGGGUCUUCCGACUCGAUCGCCCGGAGCCGAGGAAGCAGAGCUUGCUAAGGCUGUGGACGGGGCUGUGUAUCGUGCUGUAUACGUUGCAUGUUUUGUACCUGUCGCUGUGGUCGUGGGAUUACACGUACAACAUGGCUGCCAAUGUGGUGGUGGGGAUCGUGUCGAAUAUCCUGUGGAGCGGCUUCAGUUAUGUGCAGUAUAAGAAGAUUGGGCGCACGUGGGCGGUUUGGCCCGGUAUCUGCGUUGCGUGGAUCGUCAUGGCGAUGAGUUUGGAGUUGUUGGAUUUUCCGCCGUGGAAGGGCAUGAUUGAUGCUCAUAGUCUGUGGCAUCUGGGCACUGUGGUGCCGACCAUCGUGUGGUACAAUUUUCUCCUUCGAGAUGCGCAAGAGGAUAUUGCAGGUACGCGGCUUAAGGAUUAAUGGAAAAGAGAUAUUGCUUUCUCUUGUCUUUCUUUGUUUUGAGAAAUCUUUCUCUUAUUGUCUCAUCUACUACAUGUAUACCGCUCCGUCACUUACCACAUGCGUUCCAGGAAACCUGCCAACAACUACGUCUCGUGGGGGCGUUUGGAAAGACAAGCAUUAAGAAGUUUGGGUGAACUUAUCGGCGAUAGAGAAAAAAAUAUAUAUAUAUCAUGCACUGCUCCUUGCAUAGUCUGCUGG
Bipolaris sorokiniana ND90Pr is the source of this 1360-nucleotide messenger RNA. RefSeq lists its product as uncharacterized. Bases 128 to 1120 code for a protein of 330 amino acids. Gene Ontology annotation, biological process: GPI anchor biosynthetic process. Gene Ontology annotation, cellular component: endoplasmic reticulum membrane. NCBI's taxonomy places the organism in Eukaryota, Fungi, Ascomycota, Dothideomycetes, Pleosporales, Pleosporaceae. The record is from RefSeq and is a predicted model, not a curated record. The transcript has 3 exons. Gene Ontology annotation, molecular function: hydrolase activity, acting on ester bonds.